AUGAUCAUUUUAGCAUAUCCAAAUCCCCAUAAUCCUGAUACAGAAAUACAUACGACAGGAUCUUUUGUAAGAGUGGUCAAAAGAAGAACAACAGCGAAUAAAAAAGAAAGACGAAGAACCCAGUCCAUUAAUAUGGCCUAUGCAGAUUUGAGAGACUGUAUUCCCAAUGUACCAGCAGAUACCAAAUUAUCAAAGAUAAAAACUUUAAGACUGGCUACAUCCUAUAUCUCCUACCUGACCCAUGCUUUGGAGACGGAUGACCCAGCUGGCGGGUUUAAAGCGGAAAUUGGAACGAUUUCAAGAAAAUCAAACAAUCAAAUAAACUUGAGCAACUCCGCUCAAGUUAACGGCUGUACGGUGGAACACAUUACUCCUGAAAGCGUUAAUUCGGUCGAAAUAUAG
Diabrotica balteata is the source of this 402-nucleotide messenger RNA. The record is from the annotation of a GenBank genome assembly. Lineage: Eukaryota; Metazoa; Arthropoda; Insecta; Coleoptera; Chrysomelidae.